This is a messenger RNA of Caenorhabditis angaria, 1575 nucleotides long. The record is from the annotation of a GenBank genome assembly. Lineage: Eukaryota; Metazoa; Nematoda; Chromadorea; Rhabditida; Rhabditidae.
AUGGUUCAACAAGACGAUGAUCGGAAUUUUGAUCGACCAAUGACUUUAUUAUCCAGACCAAUGAUUCCAGCAAAUAUUGAAAAUGAUCCAGAUGAAGAUGAUUUGUUGUGAGUUUUAUUUGAAAAAUAUUUGAUGUCAAAAUGAUUAUUUUUUUUAGAAGAAACUUGUCUACCGGAACUCUCAAAUUUCCUGAUAAUCCAACAUCAUAUACAUUCAAUUUAUCAAGUUUGAAUGAUCAAGGAAUAAUUGGAAAUGGUUUUUAUGGAACUGUAUACAAAAUGAAACAUAUUGAAACUGGAAAAUUAAUGGCUGUAAAACGAAUAAGAUGUAAUAAUUUGGAACCAAAAGAGAAACAACGUUUACUUCGAGAACAUGACACAAUUGUGAAUUCGGAAAAAUGUGCAAAUAUUGUCAAAUUUUAUGGAGCAAUAUUCAGCGAGGGUGAUUGUUUAAUAUGUAUGGAAUUAAUGGAUGUUUCAAUGGAUCUAUUGUACAAACGAGUAUAUAAUGUCAAACAUAGUCGGUUAGAAGAAAAUGCCAUUGGUCAUAUUGCAGUUUCAGUGAGUAUUUAUUUUUUAAAUUACCUAAAAUGUGUUUUUAAAAAUUUUCUUCUGACAUUGUUUCGUUUAAAAAAUGUUUAGCCAUUUGGUAACAAUUCAUUUUCUCCUUUUCAGACAAUCGAUGCGUUAUCUUAUUUGAAGGACAUGAUGAAAAUUAUUCAUAGAGGUAUGCAUUUUUUCAAAUUUAAAUUUGUUAUCAAAAAAUAAAUAAGAUACUAUCCAAAAUUCAGACGUGAAACCUUCAAAUAUUUUGGUUGAUAGCAAAGGAAAUGUGAAACUUUGUGACUUCGGAAUCUGUGGAGUUUUGGAAAACUCGGUAGCAAAAACACAUGAUGUGGGAUGUCAACCAUAUCUAGCUGUAAGUUUUUUUUUGGUUUUCUGUUCAAUGAAACAAAUUUUUUUUAGCCUGAACGAAUUGCCACUGUAAAUUCGAAUUAUGAUGUUCGAUCAGAUGUGUGGUCUCUUGGUAUCACUUUGGUUAGUUUAGAAGUCACCAAAUAUUUUUUGAUUUCAUUAAUUUUAGUAUGAGUUGGCGACAGGUGUAUUUCCAUACCAAGAAUGGAGAACACCUUUUGAUCAAAUAUCAGCUGUUGUACAAAAUGAUCCACCGUAUCUUGAAGAAGGUGGCACAUCAAAUUUCAGCCUUGAUAUGGUUCAAUUCAUCAAUACAUGGUAUGAUUUUUGUUUUGAUCUUUUUAAUAAUUUAUUGCUUUAAUUUUUCCAGUUUAACAAAAGAAGUGGGAAAACGGCCGAAGUAUCGUCAUUUGAAAUAUUAUAGUUUUUAUUUGAGGUAUGUUUUUCUAACAAUUUUUUCUCAAUAAAUUCCAUCUCGAAAAAAGCUUCCAAAAAUGAGUGAAAUCCGAGAACCUCUUCAAUUUUUCCCAUGAAGCAAUUUCUUUCUAGAUACUCCAUUCCUACUGGUUCUACACCGACUCCUGAAAUUGAACAAGCUCGUCAGGUUCUCGGCUUCGAAGCAGUGGAUACACGGAACCAUCCAGUGGAAAUUCUUGGAUAA